Molecule: messenger RNA, 1392 nt
Organism: Diplodia corticola
Lineage: Eukaryota; Fungi; Ascomycota; Dothideomycetes; Botryosphaeriales; Botryosphaeriaceae
Product: heterokaryon incompatibility protein
Exons: 1
Coding region: 1-1392 (463 amino acids)
Source: RefSeq, a predicted model, not a curated record
AUGUUGGCAACAUUCGAACAUGAAAUCCCGUACAAGUCUCUGCCUAUCAACUUCCAAGAUGCCAUAUCCAUAACACGACGCCUCGGGUUCCAAUACUUGUGGAUCGACUGCUUGUGCAUACUUCAAGACUCAAAACGAGACUGGGAGCAAGAGUCUACGAAGAUGGGCCUUGUGUACCGCAAUUCGACCGUCACAAUAUCCGCCAUAUCAUCGCCGGGAAGCACUCAUGGGAUUCUGAAAGACGCCCCAAACGCAGCUCCUAACCCAAAGCCGACAGUCAUGAGAGUUUUUGAAGGCGAUGGGCAACAUGUUGAAAUCAUGGUCGAAAGGCAAGAUGUUGAAGAAGAAGACAUGCGUGGCCUACAACUGCAAGGCCCUCUAGAGAAGCGCGGAUGGACGCUGCAAGAGUCGAGACUUUCACCGCGACACCUGUACUACGGAACCCGCCAAAUAUAUUGGAGGUGCCCUCAGGGAUACGAGUCUGCCGACGACACUCCUCUUGGGAACAAAUUCCCUGAAGAUACAUACGACCAACUAUCGCCUGUUCUCUACUCAGACAUCUUGCGUCAACCACGCUCCGAAGCCUGCGAUGUUGGCGCUCUUCUGCUGGAUUACUAUAGCUUGGUGAACGAGUAUUCGCACCGGAAGCUGACUUUCGAUUCCGACAAGCUCCCGGCGUUUUCGGGUUUGGCCCAACGCCUGCAUCCCGCGCUGGGUGGCGACUAUCUCGCUGGUCUUUGGAGUUCUGAUCUCAACAACGGUCUACUGUGGUAUAACGAGAUGAGGACAUGCAGGCAUGUCCGGUCAUAUCGUGCGCCCUCCUGGUCCUGGGCGGUAACCAACGAGCCCGUCAUCACACCAACGAGCUUGACGCAACCCGGUCCUUUGGAUUUACAACUUGUUGAACAUGACAUUAUCCCUCAGGAUAGAGGCAACCCAUACGGACAGAUUGUGUCCGGUCAUCUCAUCGUGAGUGCCCUUGUCAUGCCGCUGGCUCGUAGUAAGCAGGUCGUCGAUUCAUACCUGGCCGAUGACACAAUGGGACUUGUCCAUUUUGACGAGCCAAAGGAGGAGGGAGAAGCCGCGUCAGGAGGAUACAGUUUGUCGCUGGUCAAUUCUGACGAGGGCAUGUACUUUUUAUCCAUCCUAUUCAGGUUUGGACGCUGCAGCGUGUGGGAAAUCGAUUUUGAAUCCUACUACCCAGAAAAAUAUACCGCACUGAUUGUUCAUGUAUCGGAGUCUAGCCUACAGGGGUUGGUGUUGCGUCGGGUGUCUGAUCGCUCCGACGGCGCAUAUGAGAGGGUUGGAUAUUUCGAGACCUUCGCAGGAGAAGCCGAAGGCCUCUUGAAAUAUGUCCAAGGGCUAAAACGUCAAACGUUGAAACUAGUCUAA